Messenger RNA from Musa acuminata subsp. malaccensis (wild Malaysian banana), 1017 nucleotides. Its product is annotated as transcription factor bHLH154. Gene Ontology annotation, molecular function: protein dimerization activity; DNA-binding transcription factor activity, RNA polymerase II-specific; RNA polymerase II cis-regulatory region sequence-specific DNA binding. The record is from RefSeq and is a predicted model, not a curated record. Gene Ontology annotation, biological process: regulation of transcription by RNA polymerase II. NCBI's taxonomy places the organism in Eukaryota, Viridiplantae, Streptophyta, Magnoliopsida, Zingiberales, Musaceae. Gene Ontology annotation, cellular component: nucleus.
CCUCCGCAUACUUUCCACCACCUGCAGGCGCUCAGAGCUGCAGAUCAAGCGUGUGAAAGGAACGAAGCAAGAGAGUGAGAGGAAGAGUGCUGACUUGAUGACACUUUAUUUGACUGACCCUUUCUUACCUACUACUGCUGCUGCUCUCCUCCUCCCCAAGUGUUGUACACAAUGGAGGAAGAGAGCUUCAUGGACGUGUUGCGGACCGGAGAGGAAGAGGACUACUUGCUCUCUCGCUACUCCUCUCUCUCUCCGACAGGGAUGCUUUGUUUUGGCGAGGAGGAAGACGCAGUUUCAGCACUCCGUAGGGCUCCUCGCAAAGCAAACGACUCUUCUCCACCUCCCACCACCAUCGAUAUAUCCAAAUCUCCGAUCAAGAAGGUGGGAAGCAGCUGCGGUGGAAGAGGGAGGAGGCGGAGAAGCGGUGUGACUGCAAGUGCUACUCCUGCCACCAUCACGGCGAGGAAGGAGAAGGUGGGGGAAAGAAUCAUGGCCCUGCAGCGGCUGGUCUCCCCCUUCGGCAAGUCUGAUACGGCCUCCGUUCUGCAUGAAGCUCUGGAAUACAUCCGAUUCCUGCACGAACAAGUCCAGGUUCUGAGCUCUCCUUACCUGCGAAGCCUGCCAUCCUCCGCUGACUUGCAUGACGGGAGAGGGAGCGCAGACCUGAGGAGCCGGGGGCUGUGCCUGGUUCCGGUCGCGUGCACGGAGGACGUGACGAGAAGCAACGGCGCCGAUCUCUGGUCCCCCGCCACGGGAAGUGGCAGCAGAGGCUCCUCCUCCUCUUCCUCCAAGCACUAAGCGGCAGCCUUUUGCGUCUUGAGCGGCUCUCCUGAUAUGUUUUUGAUUGAUCCUUAGGCUGACAGUAGCAGCAGAAAAGGUUGUGUUUCUGUAACAGAGGUUAAGUAGCAGAUAAGAAGCGUAAAAGGAGUUGCCGAGGAAAAAGGAAGUCAUGCAAUACAUCAAUGUUCUGUUGAGAUGUCAAUGAAUUCAAAUAUCAGAAACAUAUCUUUAGAAUGA